UUUUUUCAAGUGUUACAAAAAAAAUAAUUCGUAAAAGAAUGGAUAAUGUUGAAAAAAAAUAUUUGUUUUAAAGAAUUAUAAUCGGAAAAGCAGUAGCAAUAAGCACAAAAGUAAUUGCAUUAUAAUUCUCUUAAUAUAAUGUAAUAGUUUGAUAAUUUUGUUAUGAAAAUUAAAACAUAUAUUGAGCGAAGUAGUAAAAUUAUAUGGGGAACAAGAAGCAGAGAAAAGAAUAUAUAAAUUGUGUAUCCCCUUUGAUAAAUACUUUACUGGCUACAAUAACUGCGGUCAUUAAUACAAUCGUCGGUAAAAUUUGAUCUGUACAUUUUUGUGUGCUUGUGUUUUUGCAAAUUUCGGUUUAAACAACAAUUAGUAGUUUUAAUAUAAUAAAAAUAUACAUUUAAUAGUUAACUUAUAAAGUACGACCGAUCAAUUCCAUUAUUAUGGUGAAUCUUAAUGGAAACACUGCCGUCAAGUAGUGCAUACCCCAAAUCUGUUUUUAUUUCAAUUAAUAUUUAAAAAGGAAAACUACAAUGUUUUCCUUACAACACGGAGUCGGCGGUGGCGGAGGAAUUAAUGAUACUGAUGGAUACGAUUUCACUAAAAGUGAAAAUGCAGCUCGAUGGAGGGGUUUAUUCACACCAUCCUUAAAAAAGGUCUUAGACCAAGUACAUCCACGUCUUACAGCCAAAGAGGAAGCACUUAUGUACGUGGAGACAUUAUGUCUUCGCAUAUUAGCAAUGCUUUGUGCAAAGCCACUGCCUCAUACUGUUCAAGAUGUUGAAGAGAAAGUAAGAAAAUAUUUUCCUUCUCCAAUUGACUGUUGGGCUCUAACUGAAGCAAAAGAAACGGCAUUUUCCAAAAAACGAAAGUCUGUCUUACCAACAGAACGAGUACAUACUAUGCUACAAAAGGAUGUUCUGCAAUACAAAAUUGAUAGUUCGGUAUCAGUUUUUCUGGUAGCUGUUUUAGAGUAUAUUUCAGCCGACAUAUUAAAAUUAGCCGGGAAUUAUGUAAGAAAAAUUAAACACUGUGAAGUUUCAAAGGAGGACAUUGAGGUAGCAAUGUGUGCCGAUAAGGUAUUAAUGGAUAUGUUCUAUCAAACGGAUAUAAAGGCAAAUGUAAUGUCUAGCCCCUUACCAACGCUGCCGGCCCAGCGCACUAGCACAACUUACGAAGAAGUUGUCAAAGAUUUAAUUAAUGACGAAAAACAGUAUCAACGUGAUUUACAUAUGAUCAUUCGUGUAUUUCGAGAAGAACUUGCAAAAAUUGUCCGAAGUCCAAAAGAACUUGAUCCUAUAUUUUCCAAUAUUAUGGAUAUUUAUGAGGUCACUGUAACAUUAUUAGGUUCGCUGGAAGACGUUAUUGAAAUGUCACAAGAGCAAAGUGCUCCGUGUGUUGGAAGUUGUUUUGAAGAACUAGCGGAAGCCGAAGAAUUCGAUGUAUACACAAAAUAUGCACAAGAAGUAACUUCACAAGGAUCGAAAGAUGCACUAACGGCGUUAUUGGCAAAACCAAAUGCAAUGUCUUUAAUGUCGGCUGGUCGUGGUUUUCGUGAAGCUGUAAAAUAUUAUUUGCCCAAAUUAUUAUUAGUGCCAAUAUGGCAUGCGUUUGUAUACUUUGAUUAUAUUAAAAUUUUAAUGAAGUAUAGUCCUUCGCAAGAUGAUAUCGAGAGUUUUGAGCAAGUGCAGGGUUUGCUUCGUCCUCUUAGAUGUAAUCUUGAGAAUAUAGUAGCCCCGUUGCCUAAGGAGUCAUACGUUGCUAUGAGUAGUAGAGCUCGCCGCCAAUUAGCUAUAGAACGCACAAGAGAACUUCAAAAUACAGUGGAACACUGGGAUAAGGAUGUCGGUCAAAAUUGUAAUGAAUUUAUUCGAGAGGAUGUUUUGGGAAAACUCGGAUCUGGCAAAAGAGUAGCUGAACGAAAAGUUUAUCUUUUUGAUGGAUUAAUGCUACUCUGUAAGCCAAAUAUGAAACGUCAAGCUAAUUCUGCAAAUACACAAGUUUUUGAAUAUCGACUUAAAGAAAAAUUUUUUAUGAGACGUGUCGAAAUUAAUGACCGUGCUGAUACCGAUGAAUUGAAGAAUGCAUUUGAAAUAGCUCCGCGAGUACAACCACCUGUAACACUUACAGCUAAAAGUUUUCAACAUAAAAAUGACUGGAUGGCUGAUCUUAUAAUGGUUAACACAAAAUCAAUGUUAGAUAGAAUACUCGAUAGUAUUUUGUUGGAUAUUGAAAAAAAGCAUCCGUUACGAAUGCCCAGCACUGAUUUGUACAAAUUUGCUGAGCCGGAUAGCGCUGACAACAUAGUUCUAGAAGAGAGAGAAAGUGCAGGUGUACCGCUUAUAAAGGGUGCAACCUUAUGCAAACUGAUCGAACGGCUAACUUACCAUAUAUAUGCAGAUCCUAUGUUUGUUCGAACAUUUCUCACUACAUAUCGAUAUUUUUGUACGCCGCAAAAUCUGCUUUCUUUGCUAAUAGAGCGUUUCAAUAUACCCGAUCCAAGUUUAGUUUAUACAGAUCAGAACAAUAGCGAUAAGGAUCCUUUAAGCUGUGACACUGACAAAUUGCAUAAAAACUCACAACGGGAGGAUUGGAAGCGUUAUCGUAAAGAGUAUGUACAACCGGUGCAAUUUCGUGUUUUGAAUGUGUUGCGCCACUGGGUGGAUCACCACUUUUACGACUUCGAAAAGGACCCAACAUUAUUGGAGAAACUAUUACAGUUUUUGGAAAGUGUUAAUGGAAAAUCUAUGAGAAAAUGGGUUGAUUCUGUUUUAAAAAUUGUUCAAAGAAAAACCGAUCAAGAAAAAUGCCAUAAACAAAUUACGUUUGCCUAUGGCCAUAGCCCACCACCUAUUGAACAUCAUUUAAAUGUUCCUGAUUCAGAAAUAACAUUGCUUACCCUACAUCCGCUGGAACUAGCAAGGCAACUAACACUGCUGGAGUUUGAAUUAUAUAAAAAUGUUAAACCUUCCGAACUAGUGGGUUCUCCGUGGACAAAAAAGGACAAGGAACAAAAAAGUCCUAAUUUGCUCAAAAUUAUGAAGCACACGACAAAUGUUACACGAUGGAUAGAAAAGUCCAUAAUUGAAGCUGAAAAUUAUGAAGAGCGAGUGGCGAUGGUAACACGUGCAAUAGAAAUAAUGAUGGUCAUGUUGGAGCUUAACAAUUUUAAUGGCAUAUUAUCCAUUAGUGCAGCAAUGGGCAGUGCAUCAGUCUAUCGCCUAAAGUUAACAUUUCAAGGACUACCGGCAAGAUACGAAAAGUUUUUGGAAGAAUGUCGAGAAUUAAAUGAUGGACACCUUAAAAAAUAUCAUGAACGUUUGCGAUCAAUUAAUCCGCCUUGCGUGCCGUUCUUUGGUCGUUAUCUAACGAACAUUUUGCAUUUGGAAGAGGGAAAUCCAGAUUGUUUGCCUAACACUGAACUUAUUAAUUUUUCAAAGCGAAGAAAAGUGUCUGAAAUCAUUGGUGAAAUACAACAGUAUCAAAAUCAACCCUACUGUCUGAUGGUGGAUCCUAAAAUAAGGAAUUUUUUAGAAAAUCUGGACCCAUUUAAGGGUAUGUCAGACACAGACAUAUCAAACUUUUUGUAUCAUGAAAGUCUUCGUAUUGAACCAAGAGGAUGUAAACAACCUCCUAAAUUUCCAAGAAAAUGGAGUUCUAUUACACUAAAAUCUCCGGGUAUUAAACCUCGACGACAAAAUAAUACAAAUAGUAGCGCUAACAAUACUGGAAGUCAUCCCACAAAUAAUGGCACACUAAAUGCAAUGAAUGUUGUUCAUUCUUUAACAACUCGUUCACAUUCAUUUGUACCAGCUUCAGAAUCCAGUACUGUUGAACAAAGUUCACCUAUCAAUAGUGGCAGCGUAAAUACUCACAAUCAGAAUUCGAACAAUGUCCAAGCAUUCUCGGUUUUCGCCAACGUUAUAAUACCAGAAAGAAACGGUUCCAAGUGGACUUCUUCAUCUGCUUAUAGUAUUAGUAGCGGCAGUAGCCAGCAAAUAACUAAUAGUACAUUUUCCAUUGCCCCUGUUCCACCAGCAAGGACAGACAUACUUCAAUCAGAAGCGAAUGGAGCAGAAGAGGCACCACUGUUGCCGAAAAAGCCAAACUCUGCAUCUAGUUCACAGGCGGCGUUUAGUCCUACUUUUGGUGAUGGUGGCUCAGGAACAAUGUCAAGUUUAAAUUCAGCUUGGAAUGUAUCCGAUGAUUGUAUUGGGUUGCAGCAACAAACGGGCUCAUUGACCAGCAGCAACAUAUACAAUAACCAAGCUGAGACUGGCAGUGACAAUGAGCCAUUGCCGUCUCCACUACCUAGAGUAGUCGUGAGUCCACGACAUGAAAUUCAUUCCACAAACAACCGAUCUCCAUUCCAUAGUACAGCAACUUUAAACAAAACUAAUUGCAGUUCAUCAAGCCAUGUUAGCCCGCAUGAUGUCUUUAUUGCUUCGUCGAGUCCUCAGUUUUCCGUAACAGAUGUAACAGUAGAUUUUAGCAAUCCCACAGUACCUGUAUCACCGCAUGUAAAUGUACCCACUGCAGCAAAUGUAGAGUACCGAGCAGCGCCGCCACCGUUGCCCCCACGGAGAAAGGAACGCACUGAGAGCUGUGCUGACUUAGCUCAAAAACGUCAAGCUCCUGACGCACCAAUGCUACCACCACGUGAUGGUGAAUUAAGUCCACCACCUAUUCCUCCGAGAAUUAAUCAAAAUCAGCAAUACCAUCACCAUCAUCACCAUUCCUCUGGUACUAGUACUCGUGUCCAAACUAACGAAUUUAUGAGUGGUAAUAGUUUGUUAUUACCUAAUACUAGCAGUAUUAUGAUACGGCGUAAUUCAGCGAUUGAAAAACGUUCUGCAUCUACGUCCGCAUCUUCAGGCUCCUCAGCGUCGAAUUCUGUUAUGGUAUUGACAGCUUCGCCCUCUAUAAUGACAGGUCCUCCAAAUACGUCAACUGUGGUUCCGCAUCUUAGUCAUUUGAAUACAACCACGGCAACAACAAAUUCGGAUGACCAAUCGAUAUCGCCUGCGUUAAGUUCAUCGACAACCACAUCACCCAUGACACCUAUGACACCCAUUUCGCCCCAUAUCCCUUCUGGAUAUCACAGUUCUGAUCAUUCACAAUUAUUUUUUAAAAACACAACAUCCUCUACCUCCUUGUCAUGUUCUCAACACCAACAUCAAUUUUCUUCAAUACAUCACCCCCAAUACCAGCAUUCACAUUCUCAUCAUCACAAUGUGCACGCUGCAGUUACUGCUAUACACCCAAGAUCGUCGCCAAAGGAAUUCUCUCCCAAAAAUGAUGGUCUUCCCAAACUUCCACCAAAACCUAGUCUAAGCGGUAAUAUGUGCAACAAUCCAGAUAAAGGUACGAUGUUUCCUUACCCAAGUACAAACCAAGAAUAAUAUAAUAUUUAUGCCGGCGAUGUGAUAUGGAUGCAAAAACUAUUGGUAUUUACUCAUCAUAUGUUAUGUUACUGUAAAUAAAAAUUACAUUAUUGACCGUAGUAAAUAAUAACAAUAAAGUAUAACACUAUUGUUAAAAAAA
Molecule: messenger RNA, 5541 nt
Organism: Lucilia cuprina (Australian sheep blowfly)
Lineage: Eukaryota; Metazoa; Arthropoda; Insecta; Diptera; Calliphoridae
Gene: Sos
Product: protein son of sevenless
Exons: 16
Coding region: 531-5399 (1622 amino acids)
Biological process (GO): Ras protein signal transduction; positive regulation of GTPase activity
Cellular component (GO): plasma membrane; nucleosome
Molecular function (GO): structural constituent of chromatin; guanyl-nucleotide exchange factor activity; DNA binding
Source: RefSeq, a predicted model, not a curated record